This is a messenger RNA of Pelobates cultripes (western spadefoot toad), 378 nucleotides long. The record is from the annotation of a GenBank genome assembly. Lineage: Eukaryota; Metazoa; Chordata; Amphibia; Anura; Pelobatidae.
AUGGUCGUGCCAGUGGGCCGGGAGAACUCCGACUCACUGCUGGACCCCGCACGGGCUGACUCACUCCCGAGCUCUACUUUGCCGGGUGUAGAACACUCUACAGAGGAUGCUCCAGACACACAGGCACCUGUUACUAAACAGGACUUCAACAACUUAGUGGUGGAGAUCAAAACUUUCUUGGCGACUUAUGUGGCAAUAAUUAAAGCAGAUAUGCAAGCGGUUUCUGGCAGGGUGCAGAUCUCAGAGGGGGACAUUCCUGACCUUAAACAAGACCUGUCCAUAUUAAAGAACUUUGUAAAUACUCUGCAAGCCAAAAAAUAUGCCUUGACCCUCCACUAUACCGCUCUGGACGAUUGGUCUAGUUGCAACCACUUGUAG